Chiloscyllium plagiosum (whitespotted bambooshark) is the source of this 2625-nucleotide messenger RNA. Lineage: Eukaryota; Metazoa; Chordata; Chondrichthyes; Orectolobiformes; Hemiscylliidae. The record is from RefSeq and is a predicted model, not a curated record.
CAUGCCCGAAACGUCGAUUCUCCUGCUCCUCGGAUGCUGCCUUCUCCAGCAUCUGCAGUUCUCACUUUCUUCGACAUAAAGGCAAUGGCUAACACUGAGACUCCCAGUUUGCCGGCCGGCCAGCGCUCCCGCUGCGGCGACUGGUGGCAGCGGCUUCUGCUGCAGGAGGGGGAAGCAAUGAGUGGAUCCAGGAAAUACAUCUCCAUCAGCGUGCCCGAUAAACCCGACUCCAUGUCCCCGCAUAUCAAGUCGGCGGAGGAGCUGCGGGUGAUUGGCUUAAACCUGAGCGACUUCUCCAGGACCGUGCAGUUCCUCAUCUGUGUGUCCGGAGUCUUCAUCUUCUAUCUCAUCUACGGAUACCUGCAGGAGCUCAUCUUCUCUGUGGAAGGCUUCAAACCGUUCGGUUGGUACCUCACUCUGGUACAGUUUGCUUUCUACUCCACCUUCGGCCUGAUCGAACAGCAGCUCACGCAGGACAAGAGGAGGAGAAUCCCCUGGAAAACUUAUAUGCUUAUAGCGUUUCUUACAGUGGCCACUAUGGGCUUGUCAAACACCUCACUUGGUUAUCUGAAUUAUCCAACUCAAGUAAUCUUCAAAUGCUGCAAGCUGAUUCCUGUUAUGAUAGGAGGAGUCUUCAUUCAAGGGAAACGUUAUAAUAUUAUAGAUGUGUCAGCUGCACUUUGUAUGAGUCUGGGUCUGAUUUGGUUCACUUUGGCUGAUAGCAAAGUGGCACCUAAUUUCAAUCUGACAGGCAUAGCGUUUAUUUCAAUGGCACUUUGUGCUGAUGCAGUUAUUGGAAAUGUACAAGAGAAAGCAAUGAAAUUACAUAAUGGUUCAAAUUCAGAAAUGGUUUUAUAUUCCUACUCUUUAGGCUUUCUAUAUAUAUUAACGGGUUUGUUUUGCACUCAAGGACUGGGCCCUGCUUUUGUCUUUUGUUCAAGGCAUCCUACGCAGACAUAUGGUUAUGCCUUUAUGUUUUCCUUGACUGGAUAUUUUGGAAUUUCCUUUGUACUAGCUUUGAUAAAACUCUUUGGAGCACUUGUUGCUGUAACAGGGAAGAAAAUGUGCUGUCCUUCUCUGUUUUGGCCUGCAUGUUAUUCUAGACCCAUGACACUUAACUUUGGGUAUGGUUAAUAAAGGCUUACUGAGCCUAUGAUGCCCUUAUCCCAUAAAUGAAUGAUUUGAAAACUGGGCCAAUAUGACAGUAAUUUAUGUCCAGAUUACACCCAAAACACAAAUUGUACCUUGGUGGGUAGAAUCUUGAAAUCUGCUGACAAUGCAAAAGUAACCAUAAAUGUUGAGGAGGAUUUUCAAAGACUUAUGCGGACAUUGGUUAGUGAAAUAGCCAAAUGGUUAGCAUAUGCAAUUUAAAUAGAUAAGUAUGAUACAUUUUGGGCAGCAGAACCAAUCCAAAUAAGAAGGGUGUGAAUGAAGAGUCAUCUGGGAGGUUGAAUUCAAAACUCGAGAUAAUUGGUACAGCUAGAUGAAGAAAUAGCAGUCAACAGCAUUUUGGAUUUUGUAAGUAAGAAUGUGUAUUACUUCUGUCCUCUGGUAUUCUAUUUAUAUAAUUUAGGUAGGCCAAAGUUAGGGGUUCCUGAGUAAGGUUUUGUAUGUCUUUAGUAUUGUUAUGAAGUUGAAGGUAUGUGCUGUAUCUUUUGAGAGAGAGUACUGUUCUGAACGGAGAGGUUGCAAGUACCUAUGAAUAUGAUGAGAUGGCAGUCUCAGAUUGUACUGGAAAAAUGAAAAUAUGUAAUAUUUGGCUGUGAAAUGGAUACCUGAGUUUUGGUUGCAGUUUUGACGACAAUUCAAAUUUAACCAAUCAGUUUAAAUUAUGCCCCAAAAUGCUAAAACCCAAUCGCGUUUGAAUGAUUGUUUUGCCAACAUCUAACCAAUGAGAUGAUCUGAUGUUGGAGAUAUAAGAAUGCAGAUUUUUUGAUGAUUGGUUAGAGAACAACUAUCAUAGAGAGAAACUCCUGCAGAGCUAAUUGCCCAUCUUAACAUCUUGCUGUCAAAGAAAUUAGAAAACACUCUCUAUCAAAAGUAUCUUUUCAUGUGAAAUAUACAGUAGAAAGAAGGCAAGCCAGGAAGAUUGCAGCUAGAAGAGCGAAGACACAGAAGAAGAUAGCAACUAUGUGGUUUUGAAAUUACAUUGACGUCAUUUUAAUAAGUGUCUUAUUGGAACAGCAUAUUGUUAGAGUUGGAAGCAGAUAGUAAGCAGUUAAGAGAAGGGAAGGCUUAGAAUUUUGUGACUAGCCUUUGUUUAAUGUUCACUUUUAGAGUUAAAAAAUAAAUUAAUGUUAUUUUCUUUAAAUGGUGGAACUUGAGAGUUCUGUCACUCAUAUUUUAACAGAUUGAGGCAAGGUGAGCUUUUCUGGGUGUUUAGUUUAAUUAACAGAGGGGUUCAACUCCAUGUCAUAACAGUAUCAAUAGAUACAUUAAAGCCACAAGAGAUUACCCCAGUAAUUGUUUUUAAAAAGCAGACUAAAUUGGAUUGCAGCCUUCUGAGUUGGAAAAUCUGAUGUUCUUUUAUCAUGCAACCCAACUAAUGCUGGCCUACUUAAUUGGAGUUGAAAUCAGUUAUGUAGUUGAACCUGCUAUUGUAAGUCGGAAAUGCAGUGGCUUUUU